AUGGCCAGCGUUUACACGAGUGAUACCGUUUACUCUGGGAAUGAGACACUCGUCGUUGCAAUGGAUUUGGGUACAACUCAUACUGGCGCCUCGUUUACGUAUUUGUACCCCGGGGAGAAACCCAAAGUCCACCUGGUAACGCUAUGGCCCGGUCAGCCCGAAGCAUCUGGUGCUGCAAAGAUCCCCACUUUUGUUGCAUACAGAGGGACCACUGCCGUCACAUGUGGGCAGGAAGCAGAUGAAUACCUAGAGGACGAUGAGUACGUUGUUGCGCGGUGGUUCAAGUUGCAUCUUCAUCCCGAAUCAAUGAAACAAGCCGACGAGCCUCCACGAUACGGGAGCAGCUCCAACUUUUCGUCCAGACUCGAAAUUCCUCCGUUGCCAAGAGGCGUCACCAUCCAAACUGUCUAUGUCGACUUUAUGAAAUACCUCUUCAGUCACACAAAGACUUACUUUGAACAACGCAUGACAAAUGGCGAGAGCAUCUGGCGUCGACUACGCGAUAGGAUGGAGAUUGUUCUUGCGACACCCAAUGGAUGGGACAUCACUCAGCAGACUUUCCUUCGUCGAGCGGCGAUCGUAGCUGGACUCGUCACAGAUGCCAAUGCAGAUACACUCCUCAAGUUUGUGACUGAGGGUGAGGCAAGCGUUCACUACGUUAUGGCCUAUAGUCCGACCAGAUCAUGGUUGUCUAAGGGUUCUACCUUUUUGGUCAUUGACGCUGGUGGAUCUACUGUUGACAGUACACUCUACGAGUGCAAGGCUGUAGAGCCGCACGUCGAGCUGCAAGAGGUCUGUGCAUCAGAGUGUGUUCAGGCUGGAGGUGUUUUCGUAGACCGUGCAGCAAAGCGGAUGCUGGAAGACAAACUACGAGCUUCAAAGUUCAAUGACCCUGAAUCGAUUCGGGACAUGGUCAAGGCUUUCGAGGCCAAGACAAAGCGACUCUUUGAUGGCAAUCAAACGAGCAACAUAGUUCAAUUUGGUGGCAAUAAAGAUACCGACAAAGAUUUCAGUAUCCUCAAGGGAAAACUCACCCUCACCAAGAACGAAGUCGCGCAGUGCUUCGACGGCGCUAUAGCUGCUAUUGUAGAAAGCUGCCAACGCUUACUACAGACACACAGAGUUGAGCAUAUACUCCUCGUUGGUGGAUUUGGCGAAAGCCCAUAUCUUCGUCGUAGACUAGACGAGACGUUCGCAAAACAGAAUAUUAGAGUCGUGACCGUGGAGCAACCCUCUCGAAAGGCCGCAGCUGAAGGAAGCACGAUAUGGUAUAUCAAACGGCAGGUCAAGGCCCGCGCUGCCAGGUUUACACUCGGCACCAUAUCCUCCACUGCCGUUCAUCGAGCCGAACACUUGGAGCGCAUUUCGAAGGCAUUUGUUGAUUCCGAUGGCCUGCUCACUGUCAGAAACACCUUUACAACUCUGGUCAAAAAGGAUCAAGUCCUCGACGAUGAUUAUACUCACACUGCAUCGUUUGCAACUGUCUUCUCUCCAGUGGAGAUGCUCUUCAUACCAGACAGCGUGACGAGAAAGAUGGACCUCUAUGCCUGGGAGAGUAGCGAGGCCCCUCCGUUUUGGGCCAAAGACGAGGACGGCGAGGAACUAGUGCCUGGUCUCCGAUUGCUAUGCUCACUUGAGGCACGAGUGACGCGUAUGAAAGAAUCGAUGAAAGAAAUGACGGGUCCUCAAGGGAAGAAGUACUUCCAAUCUGACCUGCGCGUCUUAAUCUUCCUCGGUGGAACGGAGAUGAAGGCGCGACUUGAGUGGACGGAAGGGGAUGAAACUUGCGAAGGCCCAGUGAGCAUUAUUCCAAACUCGACCAUCUAG
Molecule: messenger RNA, 1827 nt
Organism: Serendipita indica DSM 11827
Lineage: Eukaryota; Fungi; Basidiomycota; Agaricomycetes; Sebacinales; Serendipitaceae
Source: the annotation of a GenBank genome assembly